ACGUGGAUCACGUGCCCAAACAGUGUGUGAGGAACCAGGAGUGAGAAGCUCGGGCUCUCGGCGCAGACAUGGCCGAUGUCUCCAAGAAAGUAUCCUGGUCCGGCCGGGAGGAGGACGGGGAGAGCACCCCGCUGCUCAACGGCACCGGCACCGCGGGAGCGCAGCCUGCCAGACAGUACUCCAGCCUCGUGCGGAUCGGACAGCUCAGCACGGUGGAUCUUGAAGACGAGAACCAAGAAUUGGAAACAGAACUUUCCACAAACAUCGUGAAAGAAGUCACGCACAGCGAGAACCUCCUGUCACUCAAAUAUGAGAGCCUGGAUUAUGACAAUAGCGAAAACCAGUUGUUUAUGGAAGAAGAACGAAGGAUAAACCAUGCUGCUUUUCGCACCGUGGAGGUGAAGCGCUGGGUGAUCUGCGGCAUGAUCGGGAUAUUGACCGGACUCAUCGCCUGCUUCAUCGACAUCAUGGUGGAGAAACUGGCCGGCCUCAAAUACCAAGUCAUUAAAGACAAUAUUGACAAAUUCACAGAGAAAGGGGGUCUCUCGUUCUCGCUGCUGCUGUGGGCGACGCUCAAUGCAGGGUUCAUCCUGAUUGGCUCGCUGCUGGUCGCGUACGUGGAACCGGUGGCGGCCGGCAGCGGAAUCCCGCAAAUUAAAUGCUUUCUAAAUGGAGUCAAAAUUCCCCACGUAGUGAGACUCAAGACCCUGAUGGUGAAGGUCGCCGGGGUUAUACUGUCGGUUGCCGGGGGGCUUGCCGUUGGAAAGGAAGGUCCGAUGAUUCACUCCGGGGCGGUCAUCGCAGCCGGCAUUUCUCAGGGGCGGUCGACCUCUCUCAAGAGAGACUUCAAGAUCUUUGAAUAUUUCCGCAGAGACACAGAAAAGCGAGACUUCGUGUCGGCGGGGGCCGCGGCCGGCGUGUCGGCGGCCUUCGGUGCUCCGGUUGGUGGCGUGCUCUUCAGCUUGGAGGAGGGCGCCUCGUUCUGGAACCAGCUGCUGACAUGGAGGAUAUUCUUCGCUUCUAUGAUCUCGACCUUCACGUUGAACUUCGUCCUGAGUAUUUACAACCGGAAGCCGGGAGACCUUUCUAACCCGGGUCUCAUCAACUUCGGGAGGUUUGACACGGAUGAGAAUAGCUACAAAUACUUUGAACUCCCGAUAUUCAUCUGCAUGGGGGCAAUAGGCGGGAUGCUGGGGGCUUUAUUCAACGCCCUGAACAAUUGGCUGACUAUGUUCCGGAUACGAUAUCUCCACCGCCGUUACCUGCAGGUGAUGGAAGCCAUGUUGGUGGCCGCUGUUACCGCCACCGUUGCAUUUGUCCUGAUUUACUAUUCUGCUGACUGCCAGUCGCUGCGCGAGGGGGCCGUGGAGUACCCGCUGCAGCUGUUCUGUUCCGAUGGGGAGUAUAACGCGAUGGCGUCUGCGUUUUUCAACACCCCGGAGAGAAGCGUGCGCAGCCUCUUCCACGAUCCUCCAGGGACCUUCAAACCGCAGACCCUGGGUUCCUUCACGCUCCUGUAUUUCUUCCUGGCCUGCUGGACGUACGGAUUAACCGUGUCUGCCGGGGUCUUCAUCCCGUCCCUGCUGCUGGGAGCCGCCUGGGGACGGCUUUUCGGGAUCUUCCUCACGUAUAUUCCUAACUCCGUGUGGGCCGAUCCUGGGAAGUAUGCGCUCAUGGGGGCCGCAGCGCAGCUUGGUGGAAUAGUAAGAAUGACACUGAGCCUCACGGUCAUCAUGGUGGAAGCCACUGGAAACGUCACCUACGGCUUCCCAAUCAUGCUGGUCCUGAUCACCGCUAAGAUCGUGGGAGACUUCUUUAUCGAGGGUCUCUAUGAUCUUCACAUAAAGCUCCAAAGUGUCCCGUUCUUACACUGGGAGCCCCCGGUCACGUCGCACUCGCUCACUGCCAGGGAGGUGAUGAGCUCUCCUGUCACCUGCCUGAAACGGCGAGAGAAAGUUGGCAUCGUCGUAGACCUUUUGAGCAACGCGACGUCCAACCAUAAUGGCUUUCCUGUGGUUGAAAAUAAUGGGGAAGCUGGGCAGCCGCACCGGCUCUGCGGGUUAAUCCUCCGAUCCCAGCUGAUCGUUCUCCUCAAACACAAGGUGUUCGUCGAGAGGGAAAAUCUCAGCGUAAUACAGGGGCGUCUGACGCUGAAAGAUUUCCGGGACGCCUACCCCCGCUUCCCUCCCAUCCAGUCCAUCCACGUGUCGCAGGACGAGCGCGAGUGUCUGAUGGAUCUGACGGAGUUCAUGAACCCGACGCCGUACACGGUCCCGCAGGAAGCGUCUCUGCCGAGAGUCUUCCGAUUAUUCCGUGCCCUCGGCCUGAGGCACUUGGUCGUGGUGGACAAUCGCAACAGAGUGGUUGGCUUGGUGACGAGGAAGGACCUCGCUCGCUACCGGAUAGGAAAGAACGGCUUAGAGGAGUUAUCUCUGGCGCAGACGUGAACGUAUCGGGAUGAUUUCACCCCCUCUUCUUGGAAUGGACCCUGUUCUAGGAUUGCACUGCCAUUUUUAUGGCCCCCCCCACACACUAAGGUCUGCGCGAAGCUUCACUCCAUUGGGCCGAGGUGUUGCAGGAGUUUUGACUUCUAGAGCCGUUUGUUCCUUGCACGUCUGCCAUCGAAGGGGUUAAUGAUUACGGUACUUGAAUCCGGUUCUGGCUGCUACGACGCUCCUCUCGUUAUAAACGAUUAUAGACUUUCUUGUAGUUUCCGAGUUCCCUCCUUCGAGUGACCGAUAACCUGCUGGAUCCCAAAUUUUAUAAAAAAAAAAAAAUUCCAUAUCUUAUUCAUAUACAUUAGUCAGAAAGUGGAGUUUCUGUUAACUUUUUUUUGCUUUUUUUCUUGUGUGAAUUUUAGAAAGAAGUAUAAAUACAUAAGAUAGCUGUAACAGACUAUUGGGGGUCCACACGCUUUGUUUACUGUUCUUUCUUUUGCUCUUUGAAUCAAAUUUACUAAAUUAUUCCAAUUUAGUUGUUUUUAAUUGGCAGGUGGCACAGAAGCUACUCUGGAAUACCCAAUCACAGCGUAACUCUGUUAUUAGGAUACACCACUCACAUGCGCGAGCUAAUAGAACACCUGGGGAACAAAGUGUUAAAAUAGAGCCGGCA
Messenger RNA from Spea bombifrons (plains spadefoot toad), 3111 nucleotides. It is a transcript of the gene CLCN7, whose product is annotated as chloride voltage-gated channel 7. Gene Ontology annotation, cellular component: intracellular membrane-bounded organelle; lysosomal membrane. Gene Ontology annotation, biological process: transmembrane transport; chloride transport. Bases 69 to 2447 code for a protein of 792 amino acids. The record is from RefSeq and is a predicted model, not a curated record. The transcript is spliced from 25 exons. Lineage: Eukaryota; Metazoa; Chordata; Amphibia; Anura; Pelobatidae. Gene Ontology annotation, molecular function: voltage-gated chloride channel activity.